AAUCAUACCUUUUCAAACAUUAUCAUACAUUUUUGUAUCUGGUAACUCUGUUUUUACUACAGUCUAAAACACGAGUACACUUUUUCCUUUGGAUUUCAGCAGCAGCACUGUUUGUAAACUGUCAAAACUUCUGCGCCAAUUAUGUUAAAAACUUUUGAAAAAAUUUCAGUUGUAAUUGCGUCGCCGCUGGAGUUGAAGUAGUAUAUUUUCCAAUUGGAGUUUAGUGCGAGUGAAGUGCGCAAGGUGUGGUUGACAAGUCGAAUAUAAUUGCCAAAAAUAUAUAAAAAGACAUUUACGUAACUUUAAUUAUACUUCUUUCUACUUACCAAAAAUGACUUCGACUGAACUAAAAAUUGGCCUUACCGGUAGUGCCCGUCCAUCUAGUCGCGUUCUUAAACCUCCAGGUGGUGGUCAUUCAAAUAUUUUUGCUGAGCCUGAAGUAGCAGUGAAUGCACCACGUCCAAAAUACAACCAACAAAACUCUUCCAAUUUAAAUGCUUGUAUGGGUUCUACUGAUCCCAAUCAAAAAGUCGAGCAACUACGACACGAGAUCGAGCAAUCUAAACAAGAACAACCUAAAGCUUCAGCAGAGACUAAAAAAGAUCAGCCAAAAGACACUAACAAUGCAGCUAAUGGCAAUGGUGCUGGUGCAAAUGAUCAAAAUGCACGUGGACGUAUACCACCAGGUGGCUUCUCAUCUGGCGGUUUCUGGUAAAUGGCCAAUACAUUAACCAGAGCUAAUGCAGCAUUUAUUUAUAUAACGACUUAUAUUAAGCUACCUAUAUUUUAUUUAUCACUAAAGCCUCUUGUCAAAUAAUGUCAUUAAUUCUGUUUCAUAUAUUUUUACGUUUAUAUAAGAUUCAAUUUUAAAUUUGUUCUAAGAAUGUUUAUAUUUUAUUUCAAUAUGUCACAACAUUUUUCUUAAGAAUUGUUGCUUUAACUUAACCAAUAAAAAUUGUAUACAUUCUUAAAUCUAGACUCGAUUAUAAAUUACUGAUGUAUAGCUAAAGUAACAUUUAAGUUAUUUUGUGGUGUUAAUAAGUUGUUCUCAUUUGAUAAA
This is a messenger RNA of Teleopsis dalmanni, 1060 nucleotides long. RefSeq lists its product as uncharacterized. The record is from RefSeq and is a predicted model, not a curated record. The coding region runs from base 332 to 715 and encodes 127 amino acids. The transcript has 2 exons. NCBI's taxonomy places the organism in Eukaryota, Metazoa, Arthropoda, Insecta, Diptera, Diopsidae. Gene Ontology annotation, cellular component: nucleus.